This is a messenger RNA of Populus trichocarpa (black cottonwood), 1706 nucleotides long. Its product is annotated as probable E3 ubiquitin-protein ligase RHA4A. Gene Ontology annotation, molecular function: transferase activity. The transcript is spliced from 3 exons. Lineage: Eukaryota; Viridiplantae; Streptophyta; Magnoliopsida; Malpighiales; Salicaceae. Bases 653 to 1396 code for a protein of 247 amino acids. Gene Ontology annotation, biological process: protein ubiquitination. The record is from RefSeq and is a predicted model, not a curated record.
GGCUCUGCCUUAACAUCGUAGGAAACACCCUCCUAGAAAUCUUGUUCAAGCAAGAUUUGCCAGAAACCACCACCUGCUCAAGUCAUCUUUUGCAAGUGGGGUCUUCUCAAUCUCUCUAUGCAAGGAAAAACAAAACAAAAAACACGCACCAGUACAAUGGGAUGUGGGGUGGUUAGAAGUUGCAUUAGCUAACCAAACGCCCUAUUUUUCCAAAUUACCAAACCAAUCAUUUUCACCUUCUCUUUGUCAGUCCAGCAUUCUUAUAGUCUAGGCAUCUUAGAGCUCAUGAUAGUGUUCUAGGUCCAUGCUUGAAGAAUGAAGACAAACCGGUCUUCAGUAGUGCUUCGUGAGAGGACCCAUGUCUUAGUGGACAGACAUGGGCUUGUCCCAUCAUUGAAAAAGUGAGAAUAUAUACUGUCAUCAUGCAAAUUUGAUCUCAAAAGCUCUAAUUUGCUGGCUUCUAUUUUAUUAACAAAGGUUGCCUUAUUAAUGUAUCCUUUUCCCCUUUCGAUUAACUACCUCCACCUCUCUUCCUCCCUCAAGUACCCCCCCUCCAUAAAUACAUUCAACUAGGCAUUUAACUCUUCCAUGAAACUUCAACUGAACUGGUCAUUACUUUCUACAUCCAGUCAUUUUUGAAUCUCGGAGACUGAUGGGCCUCCCUCAAUCCCCAACCCCUUCUCAUCUUUAUCCUCAAGAGCUUCAACUUAAACUCUACCAGGCUUUCAUAUUCUCAAUUCCUAUCCUCUUCUCCAUUAUUCUUUUUCUGUUGUUUUACUUGUUCUACCUCAAAAGAAGGACUCCCUCGCUUUCAUCUCCUCCACGUGUAAUUCAAAGGAGUUCCAGUCAAGCUACUCGAUAUCAUGUCUCCUCUAUUUAUCAGAAGGAAGAGAUUACAAACAAGCUUCCAACAGUCUUGUUUGAUGAAGAAUUAAGGACAAAGGACUCUCAAUGCUGUGUUUGCUUGGGCGAAUUCGAGAUCAAAGAGGAAUUGCUUCAAAUCCCAUCAUGCAAGCAUGUGUUUCACAUUGACUGCAUACAUCAUUGGCUGCACUCAAACUCAACCUGUCCGCUUUGCAGAUGUUAUGUCAUAUUCCCCGCCAACAUAUUUUGUACUAAUCCGCCACAAUCUAGUGGACCUGUGCUACUGCUGCAAUCUAGUGUUGGUGCAAACUCUCACCAGCCCCAGAAUAUAACAUCAGAACUGCAGCAACAACAAGAUGUUGGUGCUGGAUCGACAGAACAGCUUGUGAUACCUAUGGAAGAACCAUCAAGUGUGACAUCACAAUUGAGGGACUCUUCCAGGUUACCUGAGCUAUCCAUUUCCAUGGAGAAUGGAAGGGGAUCUCCAAAUGGAGAAUCUGUUAUUCUUCAUAUCCAAAGACACAGUACAUGAAGAAAAUUCUUGCCUCUAUACGAAGUUGAAAUAAAUAGAUAGGCAAAUGUUCUCAAGGCAGAACACCAAAUGGCAUGCGCAUGCUUUCAGUUAGCUGCGUAAUUCUGUUUUGAGAAUUUCUUGAAAGGGGUUAGAUAUCAAAAGGCCGGUCACUAGUAAUAGUGUUGGUGAAAUCACAGAUGAGGCCAGCCUUGUACCGAGAUCCGGAUUGAGCUCAUUCCAUGUCAUUAAAUGCAGAAAUUACACGAGAAGCAUGCGAAAAGAUGAACUUUUUUGCCCGUAAAUAUAGUGAAAUUUUGUGGCAGCAUCA